Molecule: messenger RNA, 4180 nt
Organism: Pomacea canaliculata
Lineage: Eukaryota; Metazoa; Mollusca; Gastropoda; Architaenioglossa; Ampullariidae
Exons: 11
Coding region: 233-2908 (891 amino acids)
Molecular function (GO): protein binding
Source: RefSeq, a predicted model, not a curated record
AAGGAGUCAAUCCUCCGACCUCUGUGUUUUCAUGGAGUACUGAAAUCAAUCCAAACAUUUCUUUCCUGCGAACACAUCCUAUCGACAAACAGCGUCCUGCGGCGCACGACGACCAGCUGCGAGUGGUCCCAGCCGACCAGAUGAUCCUUCUCCAUCCCAGAGCUGGGGAGAGCAAGCCAACCCCUCCUCUCUGAGCUUCAGAGGCAUUGUGGUCAGGUAGCCUGCCUCCGCCAUGUCGAAGAAUCGAAGUGAAAUCUUCCAGUCUUCCAGACCUUCCAGAAGAGAAAACACCCAAGAACUGUCUUGCUCCAUUCACGCACCCAGACGGCACGACACUACGGAGGAAUCCGAGGAGGAGGUUCCUGUGCGCGAUACUGGACUUGGUAAGCAGGCCAACCGCAGUGAAAGCGCUGGAGGGGCGCCAUCCUUGUGUAGGGAAUCCAACGCUUCCUUGGCGUCGCAAGGCGAUACACAGAAGAAAACAAAUAGUUUUGCCAAUCGUGUUUCGGUAAACAACGUCUCUCUGGAAAUAGGCAUGAAUGAUCCUCAGGAAGGACGCAGUGAAAAUAAUCAGACAAUACAUGUAGAAGCUAGUUGCUCCACCCAAUGGUGCUCGGCGAGCCCCUCGUUGUGCAUCACACCCAACAACGUCGACAGCCUGCUCAUCAGCGCCAUCUUCUACAACCAGGAGGACGUCGUCUCCCUGUGCAAGGCCCAGCUCUACGAGUGUACAUUGGAGAACGCCCUGUACUACAAGUACGUGGCGGAGAAGCAUCACCUAAUUGAGGUGCUUCCCUUCCUGCGCGACUUCAUCCGCUCCAACUUCACCUCCAUCAUCAAGACGCACAGCUUCCUGACCAUGGGCGUGGAGCAGCUCCAGUCUCUCCUCUCCGAUGAUUGCCUCAAGGUGAACAGAGAGCUGGAUGUGUUCUUCGCGGCGCACAGCUGGCUCAACCACCAAGAUGAGCGCAAAAAGUACGCCGGUGACGUCAUGGCGUGCGUGCGCUUCGAGCACAUCUCUCCGAAGGACCUGAUGCUGCAUGUCGAGCCCAGCUGCAAGUUCUUCAUGGAGCUCGAAGGUCUUGAAGUGCUGCUGCAAGUGUACAGGUAUCACGCUUUACAAAGUUCCCAGUGUGAAAUCACGGCCACGGACGUUCACAAGCUGCCUCCAGUCCGACGAUAUGUUCCUGCGACUUUCAAGCGGCCGCCAACGCCACAGGUCAAGGUCCGCCAGCGGAUCAGCUCCGUGGAGCAGAACAAAGGUCAAGCGUGCCGCAGGCAGGUGGACUUCAAUUUCAGAAGCGAUGGACCGUUUCCAGAAUUUUCGUCUUCUCAGAUAAUUUACCACUGUCACGGCAGUCGGAAUGACAACCAGCAACAGAAUCAGAAUCAUCCCAUGGUCCAGCCCCCGUGCAUAACUGAGCCCAGCGCUCCCAGGGUGUACCGCCACAGCACGGAGACUAGGGCCCACGUCAGGUCCUUCUCGGAGCCUGCGACACGGGGGUCAACGACGGACGCGCCAACGAAGGAAGAGUGGAAGUCGUCUGGCUCGAUGAACUUGCCUCAAGCCAGCAACGAAAGUCCGAACACGUCGCAACGACAUCACACCGCCAGGCAGACCGCGAUUUACCACCAUCAGCACCAACAAGGGAAGAACACACCACCUGAACGGUUUGACAGAUACGUCGACCCUAAGCACGCCGCUAACCUCAGCUCUCAGUCACAGCAACAAGCAGAAGAGUUCAACAGUUUCAGUGACCAUGGUAACAUGGCGAAGACGGGCGGUGGUUCUAGCCCUAGAGGCUGGUCGGGCUUACACACCAAGCGGGACGAUGAUGGUCACUAUGGCAGCAAACCUCGGCCAGACUUGAAAAGGCGACCACAGCAGAUGGUCCGAGACGACAGGGUGUCGUCCUCACAUGAGCAUUAUUUCAGAGGCUACACUCAGCAGUCCUUGGGCCCGUGUACUGUCCUCCUCGCCAUCGGAGGUUUGAACCCCUACAAGGUCGAUACAAAUGUCCCGACCCGUCUGGUGGAGAAGUACGACCCCAGGAACAACAACUGGCAUCUGCUGACCAAACUACCGGAUCCACGUCACCACCACGCAUGCGCAGUGCUCGAAGGCUGCCUCUAUCUGAUCGGGGGGUCCGUGGUCGACAGCCGCGACCUCUACAACAUGUCCAACCCCACCAACAGCUGCUACCGCUAUGAUUUGUCGGGUAACUACUGGACGGCCAUUGCCCCCAUGAAUUCAUCGCGCAUGUAUCAUGCACUGGCCGUCCUGAAGGGCGUUCUCUACGUCAUUGGUGGUCAGACAUACGACGACAAAUUUCUUAGCACCGUGGAGUACUACAACCCCGACAGCGGUACCUGGGGUCACGUGGCCUCGCUCAUAGACCCCACCAUCGGCGUGGCGGCCAUUGGCUUCAAGAACUACGUCUACGUCAUCGGCGGCUUCCUGGAGAUGGACGACGAGAGCAUCGUGCUGGGCAGCGUAGAGUGUUUCGAUCCCCAAAGGAACAGGUGGAUAUCCCGCCGCCCUCUGCCUUCGCCUCGGUGCCACUCCAGCGCGGUGGAGGUGGGGGGCCGGUUGUUUUUGCUCGGGGGGUCCACCCUCGUGUCCGAGGCGGAUGCUGUGCAGUCCCUGGCGUCGGUGUUGCGUUACAACGACUUGGACGACGUCUGGGAAACAUUCCAGAGAAUGCAGAAGCCGCGCCACGACUUCGGCUGCACCACCGUGGGGAACAGGAUCUACAUCCUUGGCGGCGUGUGUUCGCUAUCCAAGAUGGCGCUGCAGGACAUCGAGUGCCUGGACGUAGCACGCAGCUCCUGGUUGCCAGGAGUCGAGCCUCUGUGCCUGCCCACCAUCGGCCUCAGCUGUGUGACCAUGCAGGACACCCCCAUAUGAGCAGGAAUCAAGGCCGCUGAUGCUGAAAACAACGUGUGACGUUCUUACCACCCCACGUACUCAUAUUCCGGCCUGUCUGCCUGCCACGUCCAAUUUUUUUUUCCGCAUUCCAAGCUGUCAAGACUGCAGUUGUUCAUUCUCUUUAUCAUCACACAUAGUUGAAAGGUGGUUAUAAGGUACACUACGGCAAGCUCCCGAGUGGAGUGACGACUGGUGCCACUCUAUCGGUGUGCUGUGGUGUAGUUUCCAUUAACAGAACCCAGUGCACAAAAGUAUCUUCCUUUGAGCGUUGCCCAGUCUUCUGCCGGUGAUACCUUUUUUUCCUAGAAGUUUCUCCUCAUGUCCUGUUCUCUUGGAAGACGGUGUCAAAUAGUAAGGACACCUAAGUAGCUAUGACAUUGACAAAAAGAUUCGAUCCAACAGAAAUAUAUUUGGUAGAAAUAGAAGUCUGUAUCACUCCGCAAAAAAAAAACUUUGGGGUAUUUUUUAUGAUGACAUGGGGAUGAUAAUAAUAACGCUAAGAACACAGAUGACAAUAAUUACGCUGUCAUGAAAUGCGAUGACAGAAACGUUCUUUAGGUAUACCUAAAGGGCUCUGUGUCACUGACAUACGUAACAUGAAUAAUGAACGUAAAGCGUCUCUCACGAAGACCAACAAAAAAAAUGUGAGUCCUUUCGACAAACAGUUUGUGAUGCAGAUGACAUGACACACCUGCUUCAAAGCGUAAAAAGGCUAGAUGACAGUGUGUAGCUUUUUUUGUAAACACUGCUAAAAAUAAGCAACAAACGCUGUUUUUAAGGGAAAUCUGUGUAACAAAGAAAGUAGCCAGCAGGAAAAUAAGAAGAUACAAGGGACAUGAGAGAAAGGGAGACUAGCACAUUUUCAAGAUCUUUUAACUCUUAAAUGACAAUGCACUUCAGUCUGCUCUCAUCCCAUGGUGGAUGCAAAGCAUCGUAAAGCAUCUCCCAUAUGUAUAUAUUUUCAGUCUGAGUGUAUGUGUGCGCUGACUUCACAUAUAUGCUAUGUGCAGUGAGAUGUUUUGUUAAAUUGACCCAUGUUCAAGUACACAGUCACGGAUGCCAGAAAAGAUUACUUGUUAUUACUUGUUGACCAUCCUCCCUUUAAUAUCAUUGUCCAGAAGCUGUCACAGUUAUUACACUGGUUUAUUGACUAAAUUCUGUCCAGUUAGAGUAACAAAUACUAUACUACAAAUGUUAAACUUUUACCCUGAAUGUGUGUUGUAUACUAAUAAAGUCUGUUCUAUGCCCCGC